Molecule: messenger RNA, 1046 nt
Organism: Actinia tenebrosa (Australian red waratah sea anemone)
Lineage: Eukaryota; Metazoa; Cnidaria; Anthozoa; Actiniaria; Actiniidae
Biological process (GO): negative regulation of transcription by RNA polymerase II; circadian regulation of gene expression; cell differentiation
Cellular component (GO): cytoplasm; nucleus
Molecular function (GO): protein dimerization activity; transcription regulator activity
Source: RefSeq, a predicted model, not a curated record
ACAGGUGCAGAGAAUAAUUGUAAUAUUGGUAAUUUAUAGUUAGCGCCAGAAAGAAACUUUUCACUCGUACGUUUGUCACUAAAGUAAGAGGUUGAGAACUACGAUAGACCAAAACAAUAAGCAAUACAGCGUUCCAUCAAACCCGCUACAACAAUAGCCAAGAACCUGUUCUUACAAUGCCUAGCAGAGAAAAUCCACAGAGCAAUGAUAUGGAGGAUCAUAGAACACGUAUCCUUAAGGAUUGUGUUCGGACUUACAAUAGAAAUAUUAAAAUGAUGGAAUACGCCAGGCUACGAUCUCUGGUACCUUCAGUCGCUUGUAAAUCGCGCGUGUCUAAGAUUCAAGUAAUAGAAGAAGCAAUAAAAUACAUAGCACAUCUACAGCAAGCAUUGAGGACGCAACCCCAAAAUGCUGACCAAGGUGAAGCUAACACAAGAAACACCGAGCCAGAAUCGCCCGAAAAACGACGAACAAGCCUUCGACAGAAGCGACAGCGAAUCGCCUCAUAUAUGAUUAAAACCCAAAGACAUAUGCCAAGAACGAGGCCAAAAUUCUCAAAUUCAUCCGCGAAAAAGGACUUUAUAUCUUGAGGGAAAAAAUAUUCAAAUUGCGAAUUUGUUGUUUCUGCAAAAUAUAUAAACGGUAUAUUAAAGCCUGAAAAAAAUAUGCUUAUAGAAAGAAAACUCUAUGCACCUUUUGUUAAUGACAGCGAGAACUUCAAGAUUAACCUUGUGAGGAGCUUUUUAAGAUAAAAGUCUAGCACUAUAGGGGUUUAAAGGUAUAAAAUGCCUAUCCUAGCAGGUUCUUCGUAUCCUUCUAGUAUGUUUUGCUACCUAUUUUCAGCAAGUUCCAACGUAGAUCACAACAACAGCGCGGUUAACUUUAUUAGUUCAGUUGCUCAUUUUGCUGCCCCUUAGGGACACUUUUCGAGCUCUAGUAGCCGGCAACUAUUUUUAAAAAAGCCGGGUUGUCUGUUAUACUGAAUGCUGCAUAUUGAGUUGUAUUCUGUUCAAAUUUAAGACAAAAGUAAAGGAAAGUAUUCUGUA